Ochotona curzoniae (black-lipped pika) is the source of this 3494-nucleotide messenger RNA. RefSeq names its product leukotriene B4 receptor (gene LTB4R). The record is from RefSeq and is a predicted model, not a curated record. Gene Ontology annotation, biological process: complement receptor mediated signaling pathway; positive regulation of cytosolic calcium ion concentration; phospholipase C-activating G protein-coupled receptor signaling pathway. Gene Ontology annotation, cellular component: plasma membrane. The transcript is spliced from 2 exons. Lineage: Eukaryota; Metazoa; Chordata; Mammalia; Lagomorpha; Ochotonidae. Gene Ontology annotation, molecular function: complement receptor activity; leukotriene receptor activity. The coding region runs from base 1529 to 2746 and encodes 405 amino acids.
CUGGUUUUCCUGUCCAUCUUGUUAUAUGAUGUGCUUGUGAGAGGAACCUGUAAAGAGUGGGCAGAUGUAGGGACCCUGGGCCUGGGAGACUGUACUUCUUCAAUGUGUCUGACCUUGUCCCCAGAGGUCAAAAGAGCUUUGCAGAUGACCUCAGGGGUGGACACUAAUUGGUGAUGAGAGGGUGUGGGGAAGAGGACAGGCAGUGCCACCCCUUCUUUCUCUCUGCCAAGGCUGCUGGCUGCCCCUGACCGCUACCCCAACACCUUGUGGCCCCCCCUCCUCCCUUUUCCACUUCUGAAUCUAAAACCUGUCCUUGAUCCUGGCACUUGGGAUUUGGAGCUGUGUCUCAGGAGGACAUCCACAUGGUCAGUGCGAUCAUCAACCUGUUUCAGUUGGCCCCUAAUAUUUUCAAUUCUAGUGCGGAAAAUCCCUUGUGCCAACACCAUCAGUGUCCCCAGCACACUGAGGUGGUCGCCCAUGUGGGUACCCAGGCUGGCACCACCCCAGCUUGUCCUGCAGAGACUGUUCACACAUGUGCCUGCUCUGUUCCUCCCUCCCCCGCCCCAGGGCACAGGUCAAGAGAGCAAAGGAAAUCCGGUCCCCAGGGUCCCUCUGUCACCAAUGUUGAGAACAGAGUGGAGCUCUGAACUGGGGCAGCCGGAAGUGUGCCUGAAGUACCCAGCCAUGCAGGGAAGGGGAAGAAGGGCUGUGGAAGGAGCUGGGGUCAGGGAGCAGCCUGGAGAAGAGGUAGACAGUGCUGCUCUGGGUGGCUCUGGAGCUCUGAGCCUGGCACUUCUAUUGCAAGCACAGACUUAUCACUGCCUGUGCUUCUGCAGGGUGGCAUGUUGGGGAAGGAUUCCCAAUUUUCUGUUAGAUUGUCUGCAUCUCAAGCACCUGUGCAGUCGGAAAGCCCUGGCUCGACUCUGCCUUCAGCUCUGGCUGCAACUUCAGUCCAUUUUCUUGUCAUCCUCUCUUCUGUUUGAUGGUACAUGCCCCUCUGGCUUCUCUUAUCAGAGUGGAGCGAUUUAGGACAGUGACAAUGGUCAAGGAGUGAAGGAUGAUGAGAUCGAAGGGGGCAUGAGAAACCUCCUACAGGAGACUUCUAGAAAGAUGUCUCUUCAUGCAGGGAAGGGUGAUGAAGGGGACCUUCAGGGGCUGCUCCCCAUUCCCCCUGUGCCUUCACCCCUACUCUUGGUCCUCCUGCUCCACACAGACUAGCCUAGCUUCCACUUUUCUCCUUGGGCAUUCUUGGCCUGAAGAGUGGAGAUGUUUGUAAAUUGACUAUCAGUAUUCUGGCUUCUCAAGCCAAACUCAUUUCCCUCCCUUACUUGCAUGUGGGACUCUGAAUGCUGCAGUCUGCACCUGCAUCUGGAGGCCACACCCUGGCUGCUCCCCUCUCUGCCUCCACACUGCCCCUUCCUGGCUUCUGCUCAUGUGGCCCCACCUUCACGGGUCCUCUUCCCAUGUACUGCUCCCCAGGAGCACAGGGAGGAUGACUUGAGAAGGGAGGGGGUAGGCGGUCAGGAAGAUGUAUCUUCCUCCUCUACUGCUGCCUCCUCCCUUGUCCUGUGGUACUUCCUCUCUGGCUGACUUAACUUACAGCACCCAGAGCCAGGGCCACAGAUCCAGGGAUAGGUUACCCCUUCUGGCCAGCACCUGGUGGAGCUUGUCCCGGCCCUCUCUGCCCACCACAGCCAUGAACACUUCGUCUACUGUCACCCCGCAGGCAGGGGCUGCCGUCUUUAUAGCUCAGUUGUCCAUCAUCCUGUUGUCGGUGGCUCUGGUGGUGGGGGUGCCCGGCAACAGCUUUGUUGUGUGGAGCAUCCUGAAGAGGAUGCACAAGCGCUCAGUCACUGCCCUGCUGGUGCUGAACCUGGCCCUGGCCGACCUGGCCGUGCUGCUCACAGCGCCCUUCUUCCUACACUUCCUGGCCCAAGGCACCUGGCGGUUCAAACAGGCUGGCUGCAGCCUGCUCUACUACAUCUGCGGGGUCAGCAUGUACGCCAGUGUCCUGAUCAUCACGGCCAUGAGCUUGGACCGCUCACUGGCAGUGGCCCGCCCCUUUCUGUCCCAGAAGCUGCGCACCAAGUCAAUGGCCAGGUACCUGCUGGCCGGCAUCUGGGUGCUGUCCUUCCUACUGGCCACGCCGGUCUUUGUGUACCGCAAGGUGAACAUGAGAUUGGACAACAGGAGCCAGGUCUGCUUCCCAGUCUACCCCAGCGAAAGCCACAGGGUCUUUCAUCUGCUCUUCGAGGCCCUCACAGGAUUCCUGUUGCCCUUCAUGGCCGUGGUGGCCAGCUACUCGGACAUUGGGCGCCGGUUGCAGACACGGCACUUCCGUCGCAGCCGUCGUACCGGUCGCCUGGUGGUGCUCAUUAUCCUGGCAUUUGCUGCCUUUUGGCUGCCUUACCACAUUGUAAAUGUGGCUGAGGCAUUCCGGGCGCUGGCAGGCCUGGGCAUGGGGACGGGGCCUACGGGCCAACGGCUGUACCUGGCGCGCCAUGUGCUCAUUGCGCUAGCCUUCCUGAGCAGCAGCGUGAACCCCGUGCUGUAUGCAUGCAACAGUGUUCGCCUGCUGCGUUCAACUGGCAUGGGCUUCGUCGCCAAGAUGCUGGAGGCCACGGGCUCUGAGGCGGGCAGCUCCCGUCGUGGGGGCACCCUGGAUCACACUGUGAAGAAUAUCCCCAUGUCCCCAGAGCCCGUCCCUGUGGAAAGCUCCACUGUCUCCACUAACCCUCUGGAAUGAAGGGAGAAGGUUGAGGGUGGGGAAAUGGGUGAAAUGUGUGCCCCCUCCAGCCCUAGCUGGCCUAACCGAUUUGUGCCCAUGUGUGAAAGGGCAUGCUUUGGCCUGGCAGCAUUUCUCUGAAAAUCAAAUUCAAUCCUUAGGGUGUGGCAUUUUCUUGCGUGUGUGGGUGGAGGGGGGCGGGUAGUGCUGAGUUUGCUUGUGGGUGUCCUACCUCUUGAGAGGCUUGUGUCACAUCGCUUAGAUCCCCAUGAGUCACAGUUGUGGAGGGGACACAGACCUAGCAAUCUGAUUUGCCUCAAGCCAGAGCAGAGGUGUGGGAAAAAAAAAUCAAGAAGACUCCCAUUCUGGGGGUGCUUGGUGCUCUAGACCCUGCUCAGUACCCCUGAGCCCCCGACCUGCAACCCUCACACCUUUGUGCUGCUUCCUGCCCUGCCUCUGCUUUCUAGAGAACCAGGCCAUCAAAUCUUAUCCCUUAGAACACAGCACACAAGUGGAUUAGUGGACAUCUGUCAGUCCCUGGAAACACCCUGGCACAGGCGGGGCUGGGGACCUUGCUGUGGACACUGUCAUCACCAGGAGAUGAAGAUUUUGGAGAAUGAGAGGGAUGAUUCACAGCUUCCUGUUCCUUGGAGAACUCUGGCCCAUCCCUGUGCUGACCUUUUAGGAAGAGGUGGCAACAGUGACAACAAUGUAUGAUAGAGAGCUUUCUUGUUUAAAAAAAAAAAAAAGGAGUGGGGAGAUGAGGGGG